Molecule: messenger RNA, 7616 nt
Organism: Xyrichtys novacula (pearly razorfish)
Lineage: Eukaryota; Metazoa; Chordata; Actinopteri; Labriformes; Labridae
Source: the annotation of a GenBank genome assembly
AUCUUUACGCAUGCGCAGUUCAAUUGAUUAACACCAGCAAACGCGGUAGAUAACAACUGGUCCUCGGUGCAUGGAUCUGCAGUGAGAAGAGCGAGCACUCCAGCCAGGGGUAAGACUGAGACUUUCGCUGGAUGUAAAUCUGGUUAGAGGGAAAGCUUUAGUUGUGGAUAAAAAUCAACGAGAGACUGAGCCGCAAUCUGUGAAGUGUGCGAUGGAGAAAAGUGUGAAAGCGACUGUAUGGCCGCGAUGACUCACUGCUGUCAAGAGCUGCUGGUUUAUCUGUGCGCUGAGUUAAACAUUUUAAAUUCAAAGUCAAAUCAAAAGCUACAUAUGCCUACGGUAUUUUGUACAAGUACGCUUUCAUUUUUUUAAUAAAGGGCAGUUGAGAAAAUGUGUUGCAGUAGCCUAUUUCUGGAUGAUUUUCAGCGGACAGAGAGAAAAAGGUUUUCUUUUUGACCGAACUUUAUUGACUUUAUCUCAUAAGCUUUGGGUCAAGCUGGAAAUGAGUUUGAGUGGACUCAGAAGUACUGUGGACAGCGCACUUUAUGUAACACCUUUUACCAAAAAGCUAAGUGAUUGUUUUCAAAAACUGUUUUAUUUUCAUUUUGAAGGACAGCAAAAAGAAAAUCAACUCUAGUCUGUGCUCUUAUGUUGGCAUGGAAAGUUAACCUUCCUGGAAGUUUUAUCUAAAUUACUUCUUUCUUUAGUUAGAAAUAGACCAGGCCUCCCCAGCCAAAUCAACUGGGCUCACAAAAGGUUCUUAUCUGGAGUAAGCUUAGUGAUAACUCUCUCUAGCAUUAUGAGUUUGGCUCACAGGAAGGUGCAAACCUUAACAUUCCUGGUUCAGGGCAUUCUCUGGUAAUGAAUUAGUUUUCCAGGGUUCUGAAAUCAGGUUCAACAGACUGGAAUCAGACAUUUGUGGUAACCAAGUGAAACAGGGACAGAAUAGAUUAACAUCAAUUCAACCACCUCUGGAGAAGUGUAGCAGAGAGAUGUGUGCGCAUUUAUAUAAGGAAGAGUGAGCACACCCACAUAUGGUGUGACUCAUCCUAUCCAUGGUGAUAAAGCCACCCUGGGGCCAGGGUAGUUGUCAAUUGUUCACAUGCAGCAACACCAACUGGGGUCACCUGACACAGGCCAAGAUUUAUGAAUGUCUCUGAUGGGAGAGAGGAUUUUAUUGAGGAAAAUCCACAUUCAUUCAGGAGACAAACUGUGUUUGUGUUGCAGCAGCCUACCAGACAUCAUGGUCACAUAUGGACCUGUUCAGUACCCUAAUGUGCAUUUUGGUUUGUGUGUGUAUCUCUUACUGUAGGUGUGAGAGGUGUGAUGGCACUGUGCUCCGAGGCCUGUGUCCCAAGCUUAGGAGAGGAAUCCUAUGGGAAUGAGGUAAACUUUGGGUACCCUGGGUGUCAGUUCUAAUGUCUUUGAUUUUGAUGUACAAAAAACAUGUAGUUGAAGGAAAUGCAUUUUUACUUAAACGUCAAGUGUACAAAAAAUGAACAGGGGUGAGGUUUGUUCUGAAGUCAAAAGAGACCAAAGGAAUUAUAUUAAGGUGAUCAGACGUCUCCGGUUUCCGGGGAUAGUCCCCGAAUUGGAUGACCUGUCCCCGGCAAAAGCUGUCCCCGAAAAUGUCCCCGAUUCAAGUAUUUCAUGAAUGAGAACAAAAUUUUGCAUGUAGGCUAGAAUAACGGUUAUUACAGUGGCCGAAUGGGUAGGUGAGCAGUUCUAAACAUCAGUUUUUACAGGGGUUAUUACAAGGGGCGUGCAAUGCUACUAAAUAGUACCGAGAUGUUGUCUGUGAUCACGCAGCCCAUGCACCCCUGCACCGAAUGUCCCCGGAUUUCAUUACAGAUAUCUGGUCACCUUAAAUUAUAUAUUGAUUAAGUACAGAUUUAAAAUCUGUAUAACCUCACAUUUGGUAUGAUUGGAAUUCAUUUUAGGAUCAGUGUAAAAGUCGAGUCAGGUUUUUGGAAUUGGAGACAGAGGUGCAGCUCUUAAAUUUUGUUCAGAAAAUCCAUUUUCCAAACCCUAAAACUGUGGAACAUUGAUUUGUGUUAAUAAUUAAACUCUAACUAACCAAGCCACUCUGUAGGUUUAUUUACUCCCCUUUAUUUUCUUACUUUUUCCUACUUCCCUUGAGCUGUAUUGAUACUGGUGUCGAUACUCAAAUAAUAAUGCAGGCUUAUACAGUGGUUGAGUUCUCUCUGGUAAUUUGCUCCCUGUGAAAAUAAACUCUCAGGCAGGUUCAAGCUGCACUCAGUUCGGGGUUCGUUCCUACCUGCACCACUUCUACGAGGAGUGCUCAUCCACUGUGUGGGAGAGUGACACAGAUGCUCAAGGGUUCGUCCAGAGUCAGAGGCAAACCCUAUGGUCCAACUCAGCCAUCUGGAAGGUACAGUAACCUUAGCCUUAAACCUGUGUUCCUGUGUGAACACAAGAUUUAAAUGCUUGAUACACAAUGAGUGAUGCAUCAUUACAGUGCAGAGAUCAUAGGUUAUAACAAAGGUCAAAGAGCAGGGUGAGAUAUUUAAACCUUCUGUGCAUUUGCCAAAUUUUAAAUGUUAGCUUCACAAACAACAAAAUGACCUUUGCUAGCAAGAAGUGUGAAGAGCUAAUAAGGCCACUAGAAGGGCUACAAAAUGAACAUGUAUUUGAUCAUUUCUGUCCCUUUCUUUCAAGGUGUCCUUGGCUCUUGGUCUCCUGCUCCUGACUGCAGGAAUUACCAGUUUAUCAGCUGGUUACGCCACUCCCCACAAAAUUGAAUCAUUUGGUGAGGGAGACCUAUUUUUCGUAGACACCCGGGCUGUCAGCUUCAACAGAGGGUUGCACAUCAGCACUGCAGCCGGGAUCUGGCUCACCUGUUUCGGUUCAGCCCUGGCAGCCAUGGGGGUUGUUGUUUGGAUCCUGCCUAAGACCGACUUGAAAGAGAGGAUCUUCCCCAGACAAAAGCCAGUGGGACAAACUGGAGAGUCGGGGUCAAACUGGAGAAAAUUUAAGGUUCCAAGAGAUGCAGUCACUAAGCCACCAGGUAAAGAGGAGGGGGAAUUACCUGUAAUACUGUCAAAAGUGGAAAAUGUUCAGCCCACUUCUAUAAAGUGAUCUCUACACAGCUACAUGGUACACAGGCCUUUCUUUAAGCUCUUGAACUGCUUUUAGUGGUCUUGUGAUUAUUUUAGCAUGUGCUUUUUUACCCAGCCAUAGUACUAGCCAUCAAACAUCUUUUUAGCUUUGCCUGGUUUCUUUAGCAAAGAGACUGAACACAACUCACCCACUCUCUUCCAGCAGCCGCUUGUUUGUAGGGCGAGCUCGGGAGAGUCCGUCACUGAGUGCAGCGGAGUUACACAGCUCAAGGAGGAACAUUUAUGAUCAUUUCUUCAUGGAAAUGCAAUCAGACCACGAUGCUGAGGCAGAAGAACUACUGCGUCUGCAGUGCAAAAUGAUUAAUAUGAUGAUCAUUACUUCAAGGAAAUAAUGAAGUAAUGAUCAUAAAUGUUCUUCCUUGAGCUGCGUCACCCCGCUGUAGUUGUUGAUCAAGAGAGUGGGCCUGUUGUGUUUGGUCUCUUUGCUAAAGGUAACCAGGCAAAGCGAAAAAGAUGUUUGGUAGCUAGUGCUAUGGCUGGGACCCUAUAUGUACUGUUGAUAAAGUUAGUUGCUGUUCUGAGCAUUAUUUCUGGCUAUAGAGUGGCUUUUUGGUUGAGGUUUGUGCAUGGAUCCAUAGACCGCUGUGUAUUGCUAUCAUACGUCUAACUCUAACACGUGUGUGAACAUAUUUUUGAACAGGAGAAAAAAACUACACAAUUGCGUGCUGUUUAUUUUGUAACUGACCAUUUGCAAGCUUGCCUUUUUAAUUCCAUGUCAGUGAAUACCUUAAACAGUAAACAGUACAUUUGAGAGAACAGUGAGAGACCUACACAUAGUCGACCACCCUUUCUGUGGUUAGCCCACAGAAGUUAAUCUGCAUGAUUCUCAUGUAGUGUUUUAGGUAAUAUCCAGCUCCACCUCUUUAAAAAGCACUAGUCAAUCAGGCCUUUCCCAUUGCCGUUUUUUACCAACCAUUAAAAAGCACAAAGAUACAAUGGGGGCUGACAGUGAUUGAGCUUUGAGCCGGAAACUGAGGUACUGAUAAAGCUGCAUGUACAGGAGAGCUGAGAACUGAGUGUUGGUGUGUGUGGUAGUUUAGUUACUCAUUGGAGAAGCAGCAUUGCAGCACUUAAGACUAAGAUGGACAACUUCUUCUCAAUGUGUGUGUGUGUGUGUGUGUGUGUGUUUGUGUGUGUGUGUGUGCGCGCGUGUGUGUUUUUAAUCCAAUUAAAUCCAAUGUUGGCGGCCCUAGGACUUUAAUCAGAGAUCCUGUUCUAUGGUGAAAGUAACCAUGUAGUUGUUGACUAUAGACUAUGGGCCUGAUCUACUAAAGGUUUGCGUGUACAAAAAUGUGCAAACUUGAUGGUGCGGGCAAAGCUGAUCUACUAUCCAGGUGCACCGAGGAUUGCCUCUGUCAAAUGAGCAAAACAGCGAGUGCAAACGAUUUAACGUGCUUACCACUUUUGCACCUGUUAUCAAUUGCCCACACAAUGAUAGUAGAUGAUUAUAUUUAUGUGUCAUGGCCAACCUUUAUGGGUUUACAAGACACCAAAAGUAUUUUUACAGCGCUUCAAACAUUUCAAAUUAUGAUAAUUAUUACGUUGCAUCUUCCGUUCAAAGCUUGCUACUAAACAUUACAGUCAGUCUUUUUCCCAGGCUUUGCAGAUAAAAUCUAAAAACACAACUCAACUUUUUCAUAAUCAUCCAAACAAAAGAAUCUGCAGGAAAUUUUUGAACAAACACAUCGCUUUAAUCAUCAUAGACUUGACUGUAAAACAGAAAAUGAAUCUUAUUUUCAAUCACACCAAAGUCACAAAACAAACAGAUUCUGACCUCCCCAGGUUUAGUCUUCGACUCACCUGUUUCUAAAGCUAAUGUUAGGUUCCUGAGUGCAACUGUGCACAGAGAGUUCUUUGACUUUUGGUUAAAUUAUACUGCACAUAAGAUUCCUCAUCAUAACUACUCUUUAUCAGACACAAUAAGUUCUUAGUUUUGGUUUACACCAUAUAACAACAGACUGUAUUUCCCUGUACUUUGUAAACAUAUUGCACCUGAUUUCCUACGUUUCACAAAUUAACCUAUUUUGAAAAAUAAAUGACUUGAUAUCCUCUUAAAUCUCAUUAGCCCAGGGAUAACAAACAAUGAAGGGUAUCCUAUAUAAAUAUCUCCUGUGUGAGUCUCUGGUAGUCCAACAUCUUCACAAGUCUAUUCCAGAGACGAACCAUUUCAUAUUUAUGUCUGAUGUUUGGCUUUCAUCCUAUAUCUCCAUUCAUAGCUGGCACUGAUGUAAAUUUAUGAAAAAAUCUUAUUGGUCUAUGAUGUAUAGAAUUACUGCUUGGAUAUUCCCAGAACUCCAGGGCACCAAAUGCAUUAUCAGACACAGGACACACACUUGAAUUAUAAAGUUGUAUAUACAAGUAUGGUAUCCCAGACUACCACACUGCUUAACUUUGUCUUACACAGAUGCCAGAGCUCUACCUGCCGACUGAGUAAAAACACUUAAGGCAUUCUUGGAACUAGAUCAGUUCCAGAUCUCCUCCUCAUUGAUCUAUAAGGACGGACUACACAACCAGAGAUCAUUGAGAUUUAUACAGUUUGUUGUCCCCAGAGUGCGAACUGAAAUGGGAAAGAAGGCUUUCAGGUUCUCUGCAUUGAAUAAUCUGCAGACUGAAUUUAAGAUGCAAAACUUGUUGUCUUUGACUGUUUUUAAAUCUGCAGUUAAAACGCUGAAAUACAAACUCCCAGAAUGUAUCUGUUUUAACUGAUGUUUCCUCACAUUUUUGUUCUGUAUUGAGUCUGUGUGACUGUUUGUUGUAACUAUGUAUUGCUGCCAUUCUUGGUCAGGUCUCCUUUGCAAAUGAGAUCCUCCGAUCUCAAUGGGACAAACCUGGUUAAAUAAAGGUUAAAUAAACAAAUAAACUUAGGGCUCUAUUUUCGUGCCUCGCCGGCAGCGUGGCACAGGUGCAGCGCAGGUCAGGUCCACAUUUUGGUAUUUAGGUGAGUGGUGCAACCCGGCGUAAGUAUCCCCCCCCUUUUUUUUUUUUUUUUUUUUUUUUUUUUUUUACCAAUCACACCAGCUCCUCUCCUCACCUUUAAAUCCGCCACCGGCAUAAUAUAACUCAUCUGAUCACUAAAAUAAAUAAUCUGUUCAGCCUUGCCGCUGUAGCAGCAGGACGGUAAGAGGGCACGGAGACAUGUCCAGGUCGAGCUGCGUGAGAAAUGAGAGGAUGAGGAAGAUAGAAAAAGGGGGGAGAAGAAUUAAAUAUCUUGUUAACUUCAUCAUGUGUGUCUGUUUACUGGAUAUUUAAUUUAAUGCGAUUUCAGCUGUGUUAAAUCGGUCAGGUUGAAUGUCCAAACGCAUGCCAAACGCACUCAGACAGAUAAAGAUUGGAAUAUAUUGAUAUAGAUGUAAAUGUAUGCGCCGACUCAGAUGGUUGCACUAAAUAUUAGUUGUUGAUUAUUUAUUGCACUGAAAUGUGCCUGACACUGUGGAAACCUGCCUGUGAGGCAUUGGUGAUGUGUGCGCACUAAGCCGCCGGUCUACCAAAAUACCACUAGACCAGCUGCGCUCCUCCUGCGCUGAAAGCUGACCAGGUUUGAAUCGACGAGCUUUCAGCGCACUUCCCACGCCGCUGGUGAGCACGAAAAUGUCACUGGGCUAGCUGAUUGUGUUGACACCUUCCCUUACUGCGCCACCACGCCUAGCUUGGCGGACCUCAGUGCACCUCAGUCUUUGAAAAUAUCAAACUGGCUGUGUGCCGGGCUCUGCCAGACGAAAAUACAACUGCGCAGGCUGCGCCACCCUCCGCCACGCCACCGGCAGGCACAAAAAUAGAGCUCUUAGAGCUUCUUUAAAUGUUGUGUUCACCUAAUGUUAUGAUUGCACCAUUGAUCCUAAAUUAAAAACAACAGAACUUCUUAUUGAUGUUUCCACUGGAGCUCAGCCUGCAGUGUUGAACAUGUUUAGUCCCACACCCUCACAUGUUCAAUUCGUGCUCAAUUGUCAGUACCACUUAUUUUCUCCCCACUGUACUCUGGCUUCCAUAAUUGCCCACAACCUGUGUCUCCAGGCAACAGUUGGGCUUCAAGUGCUGUCUUUUCAACUCGGAUUGAAACCUUUUUCCUAAUUGGCCAAGCACUUUUCCUUUCUCUGUUUUUACACCAAUCACAACUAAGCUCACACCAAUGUACAUCUACAGGCAAAUACAGUUCCAAGUGGUUGAUUAAGCACUGAGAAGAGAGGAAAUUGCACCGGUACCUUGCAGGCCUCUUGUCUGAUCUAGUUCUAUGAUUUUGUGAAACUGCUUUAAAUUAGAGUGUUAUCUAGAAAAAUUGUGGAAAAAGAAUGAUGUCCUAAUUACUUAACUGCAUUGGUUAAAAGUGACAGCACUGUUUGAGUGUAUACUUAUUGAAUUUACUGUCAUGAUUUUUCAAUGAGAUGAGAAUUAAAUGUUAUCAGGUUAAAAUAAAUGACAGAAAUAAACGUGUAAUCUGCAUACCCAACUUUUUAACUGAGUAAGUUUUUUUUUUUUUUU